CGCCUCCCCUCGCAGCCCGCCGCGACCCCCUCAGGGCGCGGGGAGUCCCGGUGCAGCCGGCCUGUGAACCCCUCCUCAGCGUCCGCGAGGCGGGUCCCGAGCAGAAACAGAGCCAGAGAGAAAGGGCUCAAGGCACUGCUUUGCACCCCUUCCUGCCCGGCUCAGACUCGCCGUGUGGUGCAGCUUUUAUUGCCUUGGCCUCAGGCAGGUGGAGGCUGCUCCUCUCAGGUUUUUCAAAGGCGAGGAAAGUGACGCCGAGUCGCUCAGAGUCACUGAGGACAGUGCCGAGAGGGAUACAGGUCUCUGGAUGAGACGUUUCCUUCCCAGAGUGGGAGUUGGAAUUCCCACGUAUGACAGGCGGCCUCCCAGACUGCAGACAGACCUGCGGACUGGGGCUUCCCUAAGUCCUUCCGGCCCGUUGAGAGUCCUUGACCGCACUCGGUGUCGCUACCUCGGCCGAGAUUUGGGGAUGGGAACUCGGAACUUGGAAAUCGCUCUUUUAAAUAAUCAGUUCCUCUCCUGCCUCCGAAGAAGAAUGAGUGUUUAAUGACAUGCUGGGUCUGGUUAUAAACAUCAGAAACUACAAGAGGAAGACAGGCAGUUACAUGGACGGCUGCAUGAAGAUGGGACAGGAGGGACACAGGUUCUACUAAAGUACCUGGCACAUAUAUAGUGUUCACUAGAAAUGCUCUGAAUGGUCUAUUUCUUAUGAAUAAAAGGAAUGCCUGGCAACAUUGCUAAACCAUUUGCUGAUAGGGGACACAGGUUUGAUCGCUGGUUGGGGAAGCAAUAUCCCACAUGCCUCGGGGCAACUAAGUCUGUGCAACUACUGAGCCCACUCGCUCUGGAGCCCACACACAACAACUAGAGAGCCCCCGAUGCAACGAAGAGCUCUUAUGUUGCAACUAAGACCUGACGCAGCCAAAAAUAAAUUUCUUCUUUCUCCAGGAAGAAAAAUGGCAUCUGUUGCAGUUGAACCGCAACUGAGUGUGGUGACAAGGGUGGCCAACCUUCCCUUGGUGAGCUCCACAUAUGACCUCGUCUCCUCGGCUUACAUCAGUACAAAGGAUCAGUAUCCCUACUUGAAGUCUGUGUGUGAGAUGGCAGAGAAGGGUGUGAAGACCAUCACCUCAGUGGCUCUGACAAGUGCUCUGCCAGUCAUCCAAAAGCUAGAGCCACAAAUUGCUGUUGCCAAUACCUAUGCCUGUAAGGGGCUAGACAGGCUUGAGGAGAAACUGCCUAUUCUGAAUCAGCCAACAAACCAGGUUGUGGCCAAUGCCAGAGGGGCUGUGACUGGGGCAAAAGAUGCUGUGACGACUACUGUGACUGGGGCCAAGGAUUCCGUGGCCAGCACCAUCACUGGGGUGGUGGACAAGACCAAAGGAGCAGUGACCGGCAGUGUGGAGAAGACCAAGUCCGCAGUCAAUGGCGGCAUUAACACAGUCCUAGGAAGUCGGAUGAUGCAGCUGGUGAGCAGUGGAGUAGAAAAUGCGCUCACCAGAUCAGAGCUGCUGGUAGACCAGUACCUCCCUCUCACCAACAGCGAACUAGAAAAACAAGCCAAAAACGUGGAAGGAUUUGAUACUGUUCAGAAGCCAAGUUAUUAUAUUAGACUUGGAUCCCUGUCCACCAAGCUCCGCUCACGGGCCUACCAGCAGGCCCUCAGCAGGGUUCAAGAAGCUAAACAAAAAGGCCAAGAGACCAUUUCUCAGCUCCAUUCUACUGUCAACCUGAUUGAAUUUGCCAGGAAGAAUGUGCAUAAUGCCAACCAGAAAAUUCAGGGCGCUCAGGAUAAGCUCUAUCUGUCCUGGCUGGAGUGGAAGAGAAGCAUCGGCUAUGAUGAUACAGAUGAGUCCCACUGUGCUGAGCACAUAGAGUCACGUACUCUUGCUAUUGCCAGCAACCUGACUCAGCAGCUCCAGACCACAUGCCACACCCUCCUGUCCAACAUCCAGGGGUUACCACAGAACAUCCAAGAUCAGGCCAACCACGUGGGGGUGAUGGCUGGCGACAUCUACUCAGUGUUUCGCAGCGCUGCCUCCUUUAAGGAAGUGUCUGACGGCCUCCUCACUUCCAGCAAGGGGCAGCUGCAGAAAAUGAAGGAGUCUUUAGAUGAUGUGAUGGAUUAUCUUGUUAACAACACGCCCCUCAACUGGCUGGUAGGUCCCUUUUAUCCUCAGGUGACUGAGUCUCCCAAUGCUCAGGCCCAAGGUACAGCCAGGAGGCCUGGCAGCCUGAGGGCAAAACACUUUAAACCUGACCCUGUCAGCAAUGCACAGGACAGCCAGCCAGACGACGCCUCCUCUUAUGUUGAAACCCGCUAGACAACUCUGAAGUGGGGAAGAAGCUAGUGAGGAAAAAAGGUCCUCAAUUGUGGUCAUUUCCAACUGAAUUAAGAGCUUUGAAGUUUCUAUAUUAGUGGAUGAGUUCUGUUGUUUACCUGGCUGGAAAGAAAAGAAUGAUAGGCUUGUCAGAACCUAUCUAGAACUCACAAAAUGUUCCAGUGCAUGUAUGGUCUCAUUCUGUUGCCACUGUUGCUGUCUGUUUGUAUUGAAUAAAAACACCUUCAUGUGGGCUGUUAUAUGAACUGGUGUCUGCUCUGGUUUGGUCUGAGCAGGCCUCAACACUGGUUUGUCUCAAUGCAUGCUUGUGCACCCUGAGUUUUUUAUUUUUCAUAGAGGAAUGCCCCCUUUGAAUUCAAUAAAAUUCACUGCAGAGUAGA
Molecule: messenger RNA, 2722 nt
Organism: Hippopotamus amphibius kiboko
Lineage: Eukaryota; Metazoa; Chordata; Mammalia; Artiodactyla; Hippopotamidae
Gene: PLIN2
Product: perilipin 2
Exons: 11
Coding region: 879-2324 (481 amino acids)
Biological process (GO): lipid storage; positive regulation of triglyceride storage
Cellular component (GO): lipid droplet; cytosol
Source: RefSeq, a predicted model, not a curated record